UCACCGGCCUGCUAAUAUACGCCUCCGUGCGCAAUACGCACACUCCCUCCCCACGUCCUCAUUACAAGUUUCAUGGCCUCCAGCCAAGAAAACGAUCAUUCCUAGAACCCACCAAAACUAUGCGUAAUACGCACUGUUGUUCUAUCCUAUAAACAACACCUCCCCUGUUCUUCCUCAUAUACAUAUACAUAUACAUAUAAACGCAUAUAUAUAUAUAUUUGUGUAUACAUAAAUUUCAUGUAUGAACGUAAUAUGAUGGAUGGUGAAAAACAAAUGUUUGGUGCGAUGAUGGGUGGGUAUACCAGGCCAACAUGGGCGUUCUUGUUAUUGAUAUUCACGGUUAUAGCUGUUUCUUGCCUUCAAAUCACCACAAAAAGGGUAUUUCCGAUACGGCCCGAGUUGGUUCAGGAUAAUACCGGGCUUUCCGAUAGGGUCGGGUGGCCGAGCUGUGUCUGGUUUUUCCGUCACGCGCCGCCGAGGAAGGUGGUGAUGUCGAUAAGGGAUUUUGGGGGCGUCGGUGAUGGGAACACUUCGAAUACGGCGGCGUUUCAGCGGGCGAUACGGCACUUGGAGAAGUUCAUGGAGAGAGGUGGGGCCCAGCUCAAUGUUCCGAGGGGAAGGUGGGUCACCGGUAGCUUCAAUCUCACCAGUAAUUUUACGCUCUUUCUAGAAGAAGGUGCUGUUAUAUUGGGUUCUCAGGACCCAGAAGAAUGGCCAAUUAUAGAGCCGUUACCUUCUUAUGGAAGAGGGAGAGAAAGGUUGGGGGGGAGGCAUAUAAGCCUCAUCCAUGGAGAUGGUCUCACUAAUGUUGUCAUUACAGGACAGAAUGGGACCAUUGAUGGCCAGGGAAAGAUGUGGUGGGAUCUAUGGUGGAACAGAACAUUGAAGCACACCAGAGGCCACCUCCUUGAGAUGAUGUCCUCACAUAACAUACUCAUCUCCAACCUCAACUUCCUUAAUUCUCCUUUCUGGACCAUCCAUCCUGUUUAUUGCAGUAAUAUUGUGAUCAAAGAUGUGAAAAUCCUGGCUCCUCUCAAUUCCCCAAAUACCGAUGGCAUAGACCCAGAUUCAAGCACGCAAGUGUGUAUUGAAGACUGCUACAUUGAAAGCGGGGACGAUCUUGUUGCGGUGAAGAGUGGUUGGGAUCAAUAUGGUAUCACCAUGGCCCGUCCAAGCUCAAACAUUAUUAUAAGGAGAGUCUCGGGCACAACUCCAACUUGUUCUGGGGUGGGAAUUGGCAGCGAGAUGUCUGGUGGGAUUUCAAAUGUCACUGUGGAGGAUUUGCAAGUUAGAGACUCCGCAGCUGGGGUGCGAAUAAAGACAGAUAACGGGAGGGGAGGAUAUAUAGCAAAUAUCACCAUACGCAACAUUAUAAUGGAGAGAGUUAAGAUACCCAUAAGAUUCAGUAGGGGUGCCAAUGACCACCCUGAUGAUGGAUGGGAUUCCAAAGCUCUCCCAAAAAUACGCGGUAUUUUUAUAAGUGAUGUGGUCAGUUUGAAUUCCACAAGAGCCCCAGUAUUAGAGGGUAUUGAAGAUGCACCUUUUGAAAUGGUAUGCAUGAAAAAUGUUAGUGUUCUAGGCCUGGCACCAUCUGCAAGGUGGAAUUGUAAAUAUGUUUCUGGUUUUACUGAUGGAGUAAACCCGACUCCAUGUCCUCAGUUGCAGUAUAAUGGCUCCUCAUCUUUGUGUUCGUACUCUUGAGGUUCCGCGAACAGAUUCAUACAGAUAGACAGACAGAUCGGAUUAGAUACAUGCAGAUGGAUAAAUUGGACUAGAUAUUGAGCGUUCACUUGAAUUGCAGUUGACAAUUGAAAACCCGAAGUUUGCUUCGAACAUAUUAGACAUGCUCGUGAGCCACAUUCAUGUUUUUGCAACUCAUAUGAAUUGGUAAUCGUGGUAUGGUUGGGUAAAAGUCUGAAGCUUGGUAUUCUUGCUGAUGAGAUUGCAGUAUCAAUGCAUUGUUGGCCUUACGACGGCCUAAACCUCCUGUGGAGACCAAUCAUUCAAGUGCAAUUGGACUGGCUUGACUAGAGUGAUAUUUUUCAUGAUCACCGGGAAAAUAGUUUCUGCUCACAGUUUUCUUAUUGAACAAUUUAUGUUUUGUAAUUUCACAAUUUUUGUUCAUUUUUUUUUUCACCAUACAGUCAAUCUCAGGAUAUAGAAAUGGAGUAUGUUUAACCCUAGGUCCCUAACCAACAAUUUUUGUGAAAAGAGUACUGCAACAUAUGCGGAAAAUUGUAAUAUUAUUUCAUUGAUGAAUAUGUUGAUAUUGUCCGCUGAACUAUCUUUCAAGUUUGAGGCAAGAAAUGGAUGAUACCAUGAGUUGUACACUAUAUUGUCAUUACGUAUCAAGUAUACUGGAGUUUGCGGCUGGAAUCACUAAACAGGAUGAAUGGGUAUUAGCAUUACUGUCCUCUCUAUGGUUAUAAAUCUUUUUUUUUUUUUUCUCUAGUUUUUACUCCUUAUCUGUGGCUAUAAGACCUAAAACUUAUACAGUUUCUGUGUUAGUGUAACCUAGGGCAUGUAAGAAAAUCCGUGCCAUGUAACAUAUCAGAUGUGAUCAUUUUUAACUAAGAUCAAAAUUCUGGGCACAUUCUGUCCAUAAUUUCCCAAGAAUUACUAGGUGUAGAACAAGGAUCAAGCAAUAAAACUUAGAAACAGAGAAAAGACGACAGAACAAAUAGAGUACAAGUCUUAAUGGAAAUUAAAUACAUGUUGGGGAGAAUUUGAUUGACACAUUGACACACGCAAGCAGCUUUCACACUUCACCAUUUCCAGAACACAUUGGAACCACACUUGAACUUGUCCUUUCCUUCGCACUCCAACGCCAAAUCCUCAGAUAAAAA
Cornus florida is the source of this 2846-nucleotide messenger RNA. Its product is annotated as probable polygalacturonase. Gene Ontology annotation, molecular function: polygalacturonase activity. The transcript has 5 exons. The coding region runs from base 238 to 1701 and encodes 487 amino acids. Gene Ontology annotation, biological process: carbohydrate metabolic process. The record is from RefSeq and is a predicted model, not a curated record. Lineage: Eukaryota; Viridiplantae; Streptophyta; Magnoliopsida; Cornales; Cornaceae.